UGCGCUAUGGGCUAGACAAUCUACAAACAGUCGAAAAGUUGAUUUCAAGAGCCAACAUCAAAUCGGGUAGCGUGCGGUAGGCUGUAUAAAGAGUGUAGAGCCACCGAAUUUGUAUGCAAGCAGAGCAUGCUGCUGCUCAUAAUAGUCUAACGAAAAGAAGUACAAAUAGGCUACAUUUACCGUCGGAUUUACUGGAUUUAUUCAAGUUGGUCGCACCAAUGGAUUUUAGAAUUGUUGCAAUUCAUUUCAUUGUGGCUGUCCUGACUCAAGGCAGCUCUUCCAUUGGGGUCAAUGAGGACGAGGUGCGUCUCACCGCACCCCACCAGCACUACGCCUGCCCCGAGGGUGCCAACGUCACGCUGGUGUGUGAGCAGCAUGGGCACCCCCACGCGGGUGACCAGUUCCACCCGGCCUGGCUCUACACGCCGCACUUGGACCGCCACUGCCAGAAGGGCCAGCACCCUCGCGGCGGCCGGACCCUCCGCGCCAACCGCUCGCUGCCCUUGUCCGCCGCGGGCAUUUACAUGGUGGAGGGCUCGCGGGUCAUGCUCCGUCUGAUAGACGUGAGGCUGGGUGACCAGGGCCGCUACUGCUGCCUGGUGGCGGAGAAGCACCACAAGGGCACCCUGCACAGCCACGUGCUCCUCACCGUCGGCCCACGGCGCGAGGGAAGCCUGACCUGCACAGAGAUGAACACCAACAACAAUGACAAUGAUGGCAAAGUUACUGCAGUCUUUGCUACAGCUGCCUGCAUCAUGGCUUUCCUGUGCCUUCCUCUUAUUCUGGUGCUGGUGUACAGACAGAGGCAGACUGCUCAGGCCAACAGACGUGCACAUGAACUUGUCCGAAUGGACAGUGAGGCUCAGGGUCACGACAACCCUGUGUUUUUGGGGGGCUCCCCCCAGGCCAAGACCCGCACUGUGUCCCAGAUCAUGACCCGCCAGUCCUCCGAGACAGGGCGCCACCUGCUUUCUGACCCAGGCACCCCACUGACCCCAGCCUACGGAGACGUCUUCUUCCCAAUGCAAGAGCCCAUCCCAGAGUCCCCCAACAUUCUGCAAGUGUAGCCUGAAGGGACCUUGACCUGUGACCUGGAAAAGCUUUGUGGUUUUCUCUUCUUCUGCACUGUUUCACACACUCCUCUGCUACUACCCCAAAACCUGCACCACUCCCUUAAUGUGUGUGUGUGUGUGUGUGGUUGUGUGGUUGUGUCUGUGUGAGUGAGUGUGUGUGUACCGGUAUGUGUGUGGUUGUCGGUGUGUGUGUGUAUGUGUGUGUGUGUGUGUUUGUGUGUGUGUGGUUGUGUCUGUGUGAGUGAGUGUGUGUGUACCGGUAUGUGUGUUGUUGUCGGUGUGUGUGUGUGUGUGUGUGUGUGUGUGUAUGCAUUUGGAGACGCUUCUUAACCACACUGCUUGAGGAAAUAAUUGAAGAGGAAGAGACAAUCCAAGAAAAUUACAAAAACAAGGAAAUGACAAACUGUUACACCUGCAACAACAACUGAAAGGCCAAAAGGGAACCGAUUUUCUCAGCAUUGUGGUGUACUAGGGGUUGCUUUGUCUGAGACGCCACUGACACUCUCGUCAUCCCCUCUACUGAGAACUGGUAGCAUACAGAUGUCUGGUGAUUUGCCAUCCAAAACAUUCCAGAGGCUGGGGACCUGGAGACGAGUUGGGGAGCAGAGGUCUAGCAGACUGUCCGUCUGUCUGUCUGAAGGGUCGCAUCAGAUGUCUGUCUACAGUGUCUCUGGACUUUUCCCAUGUGUCAUUGCUUAACUGCUUACAAUAUGGACAUAUCACUGCUGAGGCUACCAGCCACGCACUUACCCUUGCCCUCCCCCUACGCUUUAGUUAGCUGCUUUUCUAACUGGUAGUAAUGUUAAUAUUUGUUCACCGUUAGCCUUAAAAAUUGUUGGGUAUAUGAGUAUAUUUUUAACUGUACAGAACAGACGUUAUUUUAGAUAUAUGUGAGACUGUUCAUUUUUGGUUGCUUGAGUAUCUCUGAGUCCGUGCGUCAAUGUUAAAGAUAGAUAGCCGUUGUGGUAGACAACUGGCAUUUUUUUUUUUUUUUCAAUAGCUUCAUCAAGCUUUGAUAAAGAUGAAAACAUGAAAACACAUAGGACUGCAUUCAUCAGACAACCACCAGGCAUGUGCAGGCACGUCGUGUUCCAGGCAAAACCACAGUCCAUUUCACAGAAUUUUACUUUUUGUCACCAAUUUCAGCACAUUUGGUUUGCCACUGUCUCUUUUCUACCAUUGGUGCAAUCGCUCUGGUCAGCAUUUCUCUAAAAGUGUUAAAUCAUCCACUAACAGAGAACACUGAAGACUUUCUCACAAUGGUGGUGGCUCAACAAAACUACUGCCAAAUACAAUCCUGAUCAGUCCGUAUUAAUUCCCUCAGAUUGCUUGCUCUCUCACUAUGGCUGAAUGCCAGAGAACACCAUUUUCCCUGACAUUUUUGCACUCCUUUCAGAUCAGUAAUGCUACCUCACUUCUCUUCAGUGCACAAGACCACCAUCCAACCUCUACUGAUUCAAGAUCAGACUGUCCUUUCACUCUGUGUGCUCUCCAUGUAGAAAUAUGUAAAAAUAUGUUGAUAAGGAAGAAUACAACAAAAAAAUUCAACAGUGACUUUUUGUUUAGCUUUAAUAGGUAGGUAUUCCAGUUUUUUUCCGUCUGGCGUUGCUGUUACAGCAACAAUGUGGCUACAUGAUGUCUGAGCAGGUUAGUGCUAGCAUUGGUUACAAUGUCAUUAUCUUUCUAUCUCUUAAAUAGGCUUUAACUGGCAUUGAAAUCAUAGCUUGCCCUUUUUGACAUUGCUAUUGUGAAUACAACUGUACAAAAAAAUUAAAAUAUUGUUUUGUUUUGUUUA
Messenger RNA from Alosa sapidissima (American shad), 2868 nucleotides. It is a transcript of the gene vsir, whose product is annotated as V-set immunoregulatory receptor. The transcript has 7 exons. The record is from RefSeq and is a predicted model, not a curated record. Gene Ontology annotation, cellular component: plasma membrane. Gene Ontology annotation, biological process: positive regulation of regulatory T cell differentiation; negative regulation of CD4-positive, alpha-beta T cell proliferation; regulation of immune response. Bases 114 to 1067 code for a protein of 317 amino acids. Lineage: Eukaryota; Metazoa; Chordata; Actinopteri; Clupeiformes; Clupeidae.